CUGCUGGGAGUUGCGCUUCAGUACCAGAGCGCAUCUCAUCCUGCAGCCGGUGGCAGGGUCUAGGAUGUCUUCGGCUUCAGGAGACAACGGGACCUCCUGCACGCUGGAGUUCGCCGUGCAAAUGACCUGUCAGAGCUGCGUGGAUGCGGUUCGCAAGUCCCUGCAAGGGGUGGCAGGUGUCCAGGGCGUGGAGGUGCAGUUGGAGAACCAGAUGGUCCUGGUACACACCACCCUGCCCAGCCCGAAAGUGCAGGCCCUCCUAGAGAGCACAGGGCGGCAGGCAGCACUCAAGGGCAUGGGCACUAGCCUAUUACAGAAUCUGGGAGCAGCAGUGGCCAUUCUUGCGGGGGUUGGCCCCGUGCAGGGAGUGGUACGCUUCCUACAGCUGAGCCCCGAGCGCUGCCUCAUCGAGGGGACCAUUGACGGCCUGGAGCCUGGCCCACAUGGCCUCCAUGUCCAUCAGUAUGGGGACCUGACCAGGAACUGCGCCAGCUGUGGGGACCACUUUAACCCUGAUGGAAUGUCUCAUGGGGGCCCCCAGGACGCUAACCGGCACCGCGGAGACCUGGGGAACGUCCUUGCUGACGCUGACGGCCGAGUUGUCUUCAGGAUGGAGGAUGAGAAGCUGAAGGUGUGGGACGUGAUUGGCCGCAGCCUGGUUAUUGACGAGGGAGAGGAUGACCUGGGCCGCGGUAGCCACCCCUUAUCCAAGGUCACCGGGAACUCGGGCAAGAGGUUGGCCUGUGGCAUCAUCGCACGCUCUGCUGGCCUGUUCCAGAACCCCAAGCAGAUCUGCACCUGUGACGGCCUCACCAUCUGGGAGGAGCGGGACCGGCCCAUCUCUGGGGAGGGCCGAAAGCAGCCAGCCCAGCCCCCUGCCCACCUCUGAGCCCCGGGCCUCAGCGUUGGGUCUAUUCCUGUCGCUUCCCAGCUGAGCAGCCUCCAUUUCCAGAAGGAGCCGAGGGAGGUCUUGCUUGCCCAGCCCUGGGAGAGCUAGGGUGCAGGGGGGUGGGGGUUGCUGUAAUGUUCCUGUGGCAAAUUAAAGCUUUGUUUUCAU
Trichechus manatus latirostris (Florida manatee) is the source of this 1057-nucleotide messenger RNA. RefSeq names its product copper chaperone for superoxide dismutase (gene CCS). NCBI's taxonomy places the organism in Eukaryota, Metazoa, Chordata, Mammalia, Sirenia, Trichechidae. The record is from RefSeq and is a predicted model, not a curated record. Gene Ontology annotation, molecular function: copper ion binding; superoxide dismutase copper chaperone activity. Bases 65 to 889 code for a protein of 274 amino acids. The transcript has 8 exons. Gene Ontology annotation, biological process: superoxide metabolic process.